AGCCCCCGCCUCGUGCCGUAGCGACUCCAGUUCUGUCGGCGCGCCAGCUGCACAAGACGCGCGGCAUCUCGUGUCCGAUAUGAAAACCUGUCAGUUAACGUCAGUUGUCAUGUCGGUUCUGUUCAAGGCGACCCCUUUGUUAGUGAAGACCCGGACACUAUUGUUACUUUAAACUGCGGUAUCCGAGCACCGCCACUGCCUUCGGGGAGAGCCUGCCGGGCGGCUGGUGGUUCUUUGUAACUCCCUCAGAGUGAACGACUGUGUGUGUUGCUGGUUUCUUCACUCCAGCUACUGACUCCCAUGGCUGAUUCUGGAUCUUUCAAGCAGGAAUAGGACAGGCCCAGGCAGAGAGACAUGAGUUGGGCUGAGGAGGACUGGACGGUAGGGCUGUCUGGACGGGUCCUGCAAAAGGUGAAGGAGCUGCAGCUCCAUCACGAGCGACUGUCAAGAGAGAACAAGCAGAAACAGCUGCAGCUGGACAACAUCCAUACUAGCCUCGAAAAACAGACUGUGAAGUAUGAGGAGGUGCGUGGGGAGCUCCAGUCUGUGCAGAGAGAGCUUCAGAGUGUUCGCGAGGAGGCCAAGGCGGCAGUGAUCAGCAGGGAGCGCCUGACCCAGGAGCUUCAGAUCAAGCAGGCCCAAGUAUGCUCUUUGGAGGGCCAGCUAGAUGCUGCUCGCACCCUCAACAACAAAAUGACCCAGGAAGUCAAAAGGCUGGAGGCAGAGCUGGAGAAGCUGCAGAACAGCAGCAGGUCAGCAGAUACCACUCUGUUUUCUACUCCCUGCUGGAAUACAUCCUCGCCCUGGGAACAAAAUGGAAGCAGAAAGGAGGAGAGGCCGGGGCAGCGAGAUGAAGGACAGAGCCGGGCACUUCAGAUUCGACAGCGGCUCCAGUUCUCAGACGUGCCCACAGCUUCAUUGCCACGACAACAUCACAAGAGCACACCCCACCGUCACACGUCUGACCAAUCGGAGUCCUUCUCCACUCCCUCGGCUGCGUUUCCAUGGGAACGAGAUGACCCGAGGCCAGCAGCCAGGAGACAAUCCCCGUCCUCUCCCCAGACGCCAUGCACUGAUGUCAUCAGUCAAGGCCAGUCGGAGCUGGGGUUCUGUGGGAAGAAGGAACUCAGGAAAGAGACAGACAUAUCUUUAUCAGAAAUGCGCAGUCGUGUGUCUUGUCUGGAAGAGGAGCUGUCUGUGAAGGCCGGGACGCUGAAGUCAAUUCAGAAUGAAAUGGUGCAAAACAAGAAGGAGCUUGCCGACAGGGAGCUCUGCCUGCAGAGAGCUCGCGACGAGCUCAGCCUGGCGCGCACACGCAUGACCCAAGAGAGCGAACGGGUAUCAGGAGCUGAGCAAAGGCUGAAGCAGUUACAAGAGGAGCUGAAGUGUCAGAGGCAAAACGCCGAGAGCAGCCGACUGCAACACCAACAGCGCACUAAGGAGCUGGAGAAACAACAUCAGAGGGAUUUGACGGAGCUUCAGAAGGAGAGGCAGUGUCUGGAAAAGCAGCAUCAGCAGGAGAUGAUGAAGCUCAACCAGGAGCUCCAGCAGGCCAGGACGCUUCACAAUGCCCUGCAGGCACAGGCAGACAAGCUGUCUCUACAGAAACAAGCAUUGGACAAAGAGUUGGAUUCGCUGAAAGAGAAACUGAAGUGGAUGGAGGGACAGCUGCAGGAGAGCCAGAAGAAAGAAACACAGACACAAGCCAGACUGACGGAAGCAGUGCGUGAGGCGGAGGGUGUGGCAGUGAGUCUGGAGCAGAGCAGGAAGAGAGAGCGAGGUCUAGAGGAAGAGGGGAGGAGACUGGCAGAGGAGCGAGCCGAAGCCCUGCAUCUCCUCAAGGAACUGCAGGAGCAAAAAGCUGCCCUAGCACUACCUCUACAACCUGUACAGUUUUGCCCUGUUGGACAGAGUUUCUCCCCUCAGCCUUCGUACGCUCUUCAUUCUCGACCCUCAGCUCACACUAAGAGGCCCACUACUGUCAUCCGAGCCGAGCAAACGAAGGAAGAGGAAGAGGGCAUGGAUGACAGGAGGGCAGAGAUUACAGCAUCUUACCCUUCUGACAGAGAACCAGGAGAAGGCAUCGACUCUGAACACAUCACUGUCCUUAUCUCCACAGAGAGUUUACAAAGGGGAGGGGACAGAAGAAAAAGUAACGAGGAGGAUAACAAGAAUAGAAAUGAGGCUAUAGAGUGGACAAACAAGCACUCCACAUUUAAUCAUGUACUCUCUAGUUCCUCUCACUCUGCUGCUGGUAUGCCCACCAACACCUCUGUGGGUGCUGAUCAUUGCAGUUUGACGCUUUCUGCUGAAAAGACACCUUUUCUCAAGUCCGAGCAGGCCAAGGCCUCUGAAGACCUGCAGAGGGAGAAUGCCAUGCUGCGUUCAGAGAUACAUGAUGUGCGUGAAGAACUCCAGAAACGACUGGAGGACCUGGAAGCCCAACGACGGGCCGAGGCAGAAGCCAGGACCCGGCUCAAACAGCUCAGCCGCAAACAUGCCAGCCAGGCUGUGGAGAAGGAGGAGAAUGACAAGGAAUGGAAGACACAGCUGGAGAGUGAGAGGGCUGAGACAGAGAGGUUGAGGAAGGCUAUGGCUGCUUUGCAAACAGAGAUGAAGAGUGGAAGGGAGGAAAGAGAAAAGAAGGAGAGAGAGGAGCAGGAGGAGGCGAAAAACAAAGUGCUAGAAGACAGAGAGAGUGAAAUGAUAGAGCUCAACAUCCAGCUGAAGAAGCAGCUAGUAGAGGUGAAAGCACAGUUGGCCGUAGAACAAGAAGAGAGAAAGAGGGAGGAGGAGAGGAACCAAAUAUUAAACACAGACAUAGUUGUAAAGAAGGAGCUGAGCACUAAAUUGGCAGAACUUAAAGCUGAAUUGCAAGAACUAAAGCGCAGCAAAAAAGAAGACUCACUGGAAGAGGAGAAACUUUCAGUUGCCAACAGCCCGCUAACGUACCUCACUCUCCAUGAUGAUGAGCUGAACUCCAACAUUGUUUGCUGUGACAACAAACUACUCCCUUCUCCAGAGCAACACCUCCUCUUCUGCCAGUCCACCAACAAACUCAACAUGCUUGUAUCUCAGGCAACAGCAGAUCUCAUUCAAGAAGAACAAACAAUGAUAGAUUCUGAAUGCUCACCUCUAUCAGAUGAUGGGCAAACAGAUCGAGUGGCCUCUGACCUGGAAGACACCAGCCAAAACUAUCUGGGAGGGUCUUCCAUGUCAGAUCAGAGAGAGGCACUUUCUGACCUCCAGAAAUGUGAGUCUGCCCCCUAUAAUUUAGCAAAAGAUGUGGAGCAACUACAGAAGGAGAAUGCAAAGGAGACAGAACGUGCUAACCAGUACCAGAUUAAACUAGAGGUUCUGCAGAGCCAGGUGACACGUCAGACCCAGCAUCUAACCAUGGCCUUUGAGAAGCAGAGUCAGCACAUCUCAGGACUUCUGGCUGAAUUACAGGAGAAGGAGAACACCCUCCUCAGCCAGGGAGAGGAACUGCAGCAAUGCAAGAAGGAGCUGGAUGCACUCAAGGCCAAAACAGCGGUCAAAGAGGUGGAGGAUGUAGAUCAAAGAGAAGUAAGGCAAAAUGAGAAGUUGGUUGAGACCACAGAGCUCCAACCGAAUGAGGAAAAGGAGUGUACUGUCACCUUUCACAUUACCAACUCACUGGCAGAUGGAGACUCUACUCCACAGAGAGAUGCAGAUCAACCAAAGACUGUGACGUCUGAUGCCCAAACACCAAGACCUGUUAGCAGUGAAGAAGAAAAUGAAGCACUAUUGUUAGGGGAACAGCGUCCAGGCUCUGUAGACUCAGACAAGACUGAGAGUAACCAUGACUCUGCUUGUGUGAUGGAAGAGAGCAAGGGUGGUCAAGAUGGAGGAGCAGCAGACAUGGUUGCAGAGCUGCUUGCUCUGCAACAGGAGAAUCAGCUGCUGAAACAAAGAAUAAAGGGCUUAACUGUCUCAAAAACCAGCAGCCUGGCAUUACAGACUGACAGUGAAAACCAAGAAGACCCAGUCCAGCAAAGCCAGAACACAGGAAAUGCUGUUCCGUCCUGCUUUACGGAGCAGAGACCCCUUCGUGUGCAGAAUGACAUCACUCCUGAGGGACAGGAGUCACUACUGCAGAAUGAGAGGAGGAGGGAAGAUGAAGGAGGAGAUUUAAAAAGGGAAGAUAAAAAGACAAGGGCUGAAGAAGAGCUGGAAGAAGCUUCUCAGCUUCAGAUCAACCACUUAGAGCAACAGGUGGAGGUGCUACAGAUGAAGGUACGGACUCUCUCUCUGAAGACCCAGCAGCAGGCCGAUGAGCUUGCUCUGUGGAGACUGACCUCAAAACCAGCUCCAACAUUUGACCAAGUCUUUCGUAACAAAGAUACCCAGGACCAGAGCUCUGAUGUCAGACAAUCCCAGUCAAACCAGCAGCAGACUGAUGAGAUGACCCACAUCCCGUCAGGGACCCAGAGCCAGGUUCUGACUCUGACUGCCCAGGCUCAGAUUCAGGUGCCCACACUGGGUAUUCUGGAGAGCCCUGGUAAUGCAACAGUCAUCAGAGAAGAUGAGUUAUUCCUCUCCUGCUCCUCCAACAAACUGCAGGGCCGCAUGCUGUUCUCCAGACUGCAGCACAGCAGCCAUCCUGAACCAGAGAGUUUCCAUCCCUCUAAAAAGUGGCCAGCACUUCAGGAAUACAAUCAGGACAAUGCUGAGAUUAACAAGGUAUCUGAAAAAGAAAACCAUGAGAUCAGCUUCUUACAAUGGUCAGACACCUGUCCAACACAACACAAUGACAAGAGAGACACUGAACUCGUCCAAAUGUCAUCAGAGAAAACAGGUCAACAACAUGUUACCAAAGAUCUCCAUAAAGUCUCAGGACCAAAUAAGACCAAGACAACAGAGUGUCACACAGGGAAUCCUGAAGCCAAACCAAAGGCUUCCAGAGCAACCGAUGAAAUAAACACAGCCCAUGAUUCAGACAGACCUGUCAGGACAGAAAUGAAAAGUGUCAGCAGUCAAACAGAUGAGAGAUUGUAUCCUUGCAGUGCUCCAACAGCAUCUGAACUCCACUGUGCUUACACACAGACUGAGGAGGGGGAGGAGGAGGAGGAAGUAGAUGAAGAAGAGUUACUAGAUUCCCCUCCUGUCUCCCCUGUGCCGUUAUUUGAGGGGGCAGAGUCAAGAGACAAAAUGUUGUUUUCAAGUUCCUUCCCUAUCCCAGCUGACCCAGCCCGCCUGGCUGAAAGAAUCCGCCGUAACAGGACGCAGCUGUCAGCCGCCUUUGACGACACAGAGUAUGAACCUUAUGGACUGCCGGAAGUCGUCAUGAAAGGUUUUGCCGACAUCCCAAGUGGUCCGUCGUGUCCCUACAUUGUGAGAAGAGGUUUGUUAGGGACGACUGUCGUACCCAUCCCUCAGAAAGACAUGGGACAGGAAGAGGAGACGGAUUAAAACACAACUAAUGGUAACUUCCAGAUGCUUCCAGGUCUGGUGGAAUUGAACUGAACUGAUAACCGUGGCCCGACAAUAAACCUCAAUGAUGGACGACAACAGGUCACCAGGGACACUCAAGUCACCAGCAACCUGCAGCACACCAGACCUUCCAACCAACACAGGACCAGUUUAAAAAUGUUGCAGUCACCAUGGACUUAUAUACACGUGUGCAGGUAACGGGUCCUGCACUGGCAGAAAAAACACCUCCACUGUGGAUCUAAAAUAUCUUAAUGGUCACUAGUUUAUCCUCUAAUUGCUGUGUGGAGACUUUGCUGUCCAUCACAAUGCAGUGACUUUACACCCACCUGUAUAUUUAGGUGCAGAGGUGGUGAUUCAGUAAUGUUUGUUGAUGUUUAUUGAAGGGAACAACCACUUUUCCACAGGUACAGUUUAGUUUUUAGUAACUCAGAAUUAACUUAUGGGUCCAGCCUCGGCCUAGUUUGAAUUUAAAAGUGCCUAGUUGACGCUUUUCUAAACAAGCACUUGUCAAGAUAAGUUUGACUUGUUUUUCCAGAAGGGUGAAGCCAAGAAAGGCCUGUUGUGAAAAUGUGAUAUAUAUAUAUUUUUUCUUUUUAAUUCUUGAAGUGGCUUAUUUAUGGACACUUGAAGUGUUUUAGUAGAGGAGAAGUGUUUACAAAAAUUGUGUCAAACCAUAGUGAAAGUGCGUGUGAGGUGUUAGCUGUGAAUAUGAACGUGUGUCCUCAUCUUGACGUUACUGUGUGUGUGGGUGUGUGGGGGAGAGAGAGGGCUGAGCACAUGUCUAUGACUCAGUCUAACUUGCAUUGGUUUCCGCUCCAUGUAUGGUGAUACACACUGCACUCCCUCUUUCCUCCCUCUGCUGCUUUGCUUCUGUCUUACACUAACGAGCACUCAUUAGUAACUCUAUGAUGAACUUACCAAAAACUAAACGUGUAUUUAUUGUAUUAGCAGAUGAAUUCAGCUGGUUACUUAUGUUUGAUCAGAUAUAAGUUAUUUGAUUGAUUGACCAUUUUGGGUAGAUUUUGUUUCUUGCACAUUUCUUACUGUGCCAUAGACAGUAGCCCGCAUGUAUAUACACUGUAGAUUUUGUAGAUGGGUUUGGAGUUGUGUACAGGAGUCAUGUACAGCCUGUAUUAUGCCCUAUACCAGAGGAUCAUUACCACUUUGCUUACUUACAAGGCAGGUUAUUGAAUGGAUAGGUUCACAUUGUUCUAGGUUCUAGUCUUAAAAAUCACAUGCCCAUAGAUACGUUGAAAGGGCUACUGGUCUUUGUGAUUGUUUUUCCUGUCUCCUGUCUGCAGAGAGAUCCCUCUCUAAAGCAGUUUCAGUAUAAGAGAUGGGGGGACAAAAUCUACAGCCCUUCUUCUGUAUAGAAAUACACUCUAAAGUUUUUAGUAGAAGCUAGUAUGAAAUGUCAGCAGUCUGAGUUAAGGCCUGGUCACACCAGAAAGGGGUACAGCGAAAAUGAAUCUGCACAUCUCUGAGAAAUAUUUGAUCUGGAAGUCUGGUGAUGUAGUGACAGUAUUGGCAAUGCUAGUUGAAAAUGGUUACUGCCAGUUAGCCACGACAGCUCCUGGAGAUUGUCUCUAUUUUUCUCUACUGUUUUAUUUCCUUCUUCCUGACAUUCUGUUCACCAUUGAACGCCGUUUUGUCCAAUAAGAUACUUGCUGAAGAGGGAAAAUGAAGCUCUCUGAGCUUAGCUCGGCCGGUGACGGGAAAUAACUGUCUCCAAACUGUUGAUCUUUUGUGGAGCAGUUUAUACUUUGAGGAAGGAGGUUAAACAAAAGUGAAUGAUGCAACACAGUUUAUAAGCUACAAUGGCUUCCUCCAGCUCUCUGUCCCCUCAUUGGUCAGCACUGUCCAGAUGGCUUGCUAUUGAUCAGUAGCAAGCCAUCUGGCGUGAAUUUGCAGGUCAAAGUAGAACUUGACACGCAAAAUUUGCACAGAUUUGUUUAGCCCUCAUGAGACAAUCCACUAAUCACAGCUAUUCCAAUGAAAUGAAGUGAAAUCACAGCAAACUUUUGCUGUUUUUAAAUGUUUGUGUGACCAGGCCUUUAGCCAAGUCAAGUGGGUAUCUUCCAAGCAGUACAACAUUUGCUCUUUAUGCUUCUCUGGGCAGUGUUUACUUGCUGAACUGUGGUGGAGAGAUAGUAACAAAAAGAGGGAACUUCAUAAUAUAAGGAGAGUCAGGAUACCUGCUUGAUUUGUCUAACUCAGACUGCUGAAGCCUUGCAUCAGCUUCAGAAGUAGGACUGGUGAGUUUGUCCGCCUUUAAUUACAUUGACAGUGCUUUAAGAAGGGUUCUCCUGCAGCCAGUAUGGACAGGGAAAAAUUUAUACAACAAUUUAUUCUGUUAAUAUACAUAUUAGCAUGUGGGUAUUGUUUUAAAACGUACUUGAAAAAAAAUGUGAACCUAUCCUUUUAAAACCUUCUCGUGCUGUCUUUCAGUGAUAUUUGAGAUUAUUUAGGAUGAAGAUUUGUAGACACGUUUGUGAUAAGUGUAGAGGGAUUUCUUUUUUUUUUUUUUUUUUCUUUUUUUUUAAUGUUUACAUUUUAUGUAGAGGGAGAGUUGUUCUUUCCUGGUCUUGGAUUGUUAACUCGGUUCAGAACAGAGUGGACUGUUCCUGCCGUGACUCGAUACCAUUGCCAUUCAUCGGCAAUGUUGACACCCUCUCUCGCACACGCGCGCACACACACACACAUAAAAAACACAAACAUACACACACUUCUCCUCCUUUUAGGCAGCCUUCAUAUCUCUGGGAUCUGUAGUUUUUUGGCAGUGAGGUGGGACAGUGAGACUGAGCAGGAAAGCUCACUAUUUAUCUUGUUGCAUUGUUUUGGACACCUUCAUGUGAAUGUAUCUGUGUUGUGUUUUUGGCUAGAAUAAAAGGCUUGCUCUUAAUUUAA
Xiphias gladius (swordfish) is the source of this 8361-nucleotide messenger RNA. Its product is annotated as trichohyalin. NCBI's taxonomy places the organism in Eukaryota, Metazoa, Chordata, Actinopteri, Istiophoriformes, Xiphiidae. Gene Ontology annotation, molecular function: dynein complex binding; microtubule binding. Gene Ontology annotation, biological process: regulation of G2/M transition of mitotic cell cycle; metaphase chromosome alignment; mitotic cell cycle. Gene Ontology annotation, cellular component: spindle pole; chromosome, centromeric region; nucleus. Bases 355 to 5433 code for a protein of 1692 amino acids. The transcript is spliced from 19 exons. The record is from RefSeq and is a predicted model, not a curated record.